Rhagoletis pomonella (apple maggot) is the source of this 2625-nucleotide messenger RNA. RefSeq lists its product as uncharacterized. The record is from RefSeq and is a predicted model, not a curated record. Bases 1 to 2625 code for a protein of 874 amino acids. Lineage: Eukaryota; Metazoa; Arthropoda; Insecta; Diptera; Tephritidae. The transcript is spliced from 3 exons.
AUGACUAUGCGUUCACCAGUUUCUAAAGCCACUACAUCUGCCUCAGUGGCCGACCCGCCGAAGUUAGUAUCGGAUUCCGGCACUGCUGCCGACAUCAUUGAUUUGCCAAACACUCCCGAAGCCGAGGGAGUUAGUACUCGUGCCUCAUCUGCCGCCCGCCAGGAAGCGAUGUUUAAGGCUAUGCAGAAACGCAUCGCCACGCUUGAACGCAGUCUGAAGGUUGCCCAACAGAAAAUAAGAGAACACGAGUUAGCAAACGAAGCCCAACGCGCAGAUGCGCAAAGCAUAUCCAGUGCACCCAGCGACAGUUCCGCCAACGAAUCUGCCUUGCCGUCAUCGAGCCUGCCAAUGACACAGUUCCAGCUUCUUCACCCGCAAUCGCCGAUCGUAACGAGUGCUGCUACCAAUGUAGAUGCUGUGCAGCCGCUGUUGCCACCUCAUAACGCUACACGUUGCCCGAUUCUUUCGUCAACGGUGCCAAUUCCUGCUAACGUAGGCUCCGUACCUGCGCAGUUUUCAACUCAGCCAAGAAAAUUGCAAGAUUUGCCGGAGUUUAGUGGGAAGCCGGAGGACUGGCCGAUAUUUUUUACUGCUUACACCGAGGCAACCGCUGUCUAUGGGUACAGCUGUUUUGAAAACAACUUACGCCUGCAGAAGAGCUUAAGGGGUGAGGCCCGAGAGGCUAUUAAAUCGCUGCUUAUCCACCCGAACAAUGUGGGCAAUAUCAUCGAGCAACUUAGGUUCCGAUACGGUCGCCCGGAACAAUUAAUUCCAAGCCAGCUAGCCCAUGUUCGAGAAAUUGCUCCGAUAUCGGAAAGCUCAGUGGUAAAGUUGAUACCAUUUGCGACGAAGAUUGCCAACAUUUGUGCAUUUUUACGUUCUGCGUGUGGCGGAGAGCAGCAUUUAGCGAAUCCAACGCUUCUUGAUGAGCUCGUUGGAAAGUUACCCAUGAGCAAGCGUAUCGAAUGGGCAGUUUUUGCAUCGUCUUUGCAGCCUUAUGCAACGGUUCAGCAUUUCAGCGAUUGGCUUACUAAACUUGCCAAUGUCAUCUGCACGGUUUACGACGGGGAAACAGCGAGAGACUCGAAGCGCCGGGUUGUGCUGCACGCUGCCGAAUCACAACGCCAUCCAACUUGCCCUAUUUGUCAGGGCCAACAUAAGCCAGCCGACUGUAGCCAGUUCAGCCAACUUACAGUGCCGAAGAGGUGGGAAGAAGUGAAGCGAUGCCAUCUCUGUUUCUCAUGUCUCAACGCUGGACAUGGGUCGCGCAAUUGCCAAAGGCGCAAACCAUGUGCCACCGACGGGUGCAAACGGUUUCAUCAUAAAUUGUUGCACGAAAUUGAAAAAACUAUCGACGGGUCAUCAAACCAGUCAUUGCCGCCUCGAGAUCGCAACAGACGUGUUUCCAUUGCCGAUCCACGUAAAACGAUUAGCACGCAGACGCAGCCAGCGUCGCGUAUUCAGUCGCAAGGCGAUACGGGUGUAGCAGUCCUUAGUUGCAGUGCAAACGUUGCCGAUAGCAAGUUGUUAUUUCGGAUUCUGCCGGUCGUGCUGUAUGGGAACCAGAAGCGGGUUGAGACGUACGCCCUUUUUGAUGAAGGUUCGUCAAUAACAAUGCUUGACAACGCACUAAUUGAAGAGCUCGGGUUACGUGGCCGGACUGAACGCUUGAACCUACAGUGGUUCGGAGGACGUGCCACCCAAGAGCCAGCCGUGGUGGUAGACUUACUCAGCCUGAGUAAAGCCGAUUUGCGUUGCCAUGAAAAACAUUUAAAUAAGCUGGCAGUUCAGCCAUACGCGCAAGUCAAGCCAAAGCUGUUAAUCGGACUCGACCACUGCCACCUUGGUUUGCCGUCAACCACAAUGCAGCUAAACAAGUGUGGGCCGUUUGCCGCGAAUACUGAGUUGGGAUGGGUUGUGUUUGGACCAACAACCAACUCUUAUCCGACAUUGCCAUCAUGUUUAUUCGUUAACUGCCACACUGAGCAGUCGCUACACAAUGCGGUUGCCGAAUAUUUCGAGACGGAAAGCUUUGGGGUUCGAGCUGCGCCUGCCAUCGAGAGUGAAGCUGAUAUCCGUGCUCGCGAAAUCUUGAGGUCCACUACGUGCCGUGUUGAAGGAAGAUAUCAGACUGGUCUGCUCUGGAAGCGUCCCGACAUACAGCUACCUGCGAGCUAUGCUAUGGCCUUGAGGAGAUUAGCGGGUAUUGAAGCAAAAACGAGGCGCGAUACAAACUUUGCCGCUGAAUAUAAGCGCAUCAUGAAUUCCUACGUCGCGAAGAACUACGCAAGAAAGCUGUCGCCAGAAGAAGCCGCUUUAACUAACGAUAGGACAUGGUACUUGCCUCACUUCGCCGUCAGCAAUCCCAACAAGCCAGGCAAGUUACGUAUGGUGUUCGACGCGGCUGCUGAGGUGGACGGUGUGUCCCUCAAUUCACAGCUCAUGAAGGGUCCACAGGAAUAUCGGCCUUUGCCUGCUAUACUAUUUCACUUUCGUGAAGGAGCAAUAGGCGUGUGUGGUGACAUCAAAGAGAUGUUCCACCAGGUGCUGGUUCAACGUGACGAUAGACGUGCGCAACGAUUUCUUUGGCGCAAUGGUGAUACCACCACAGCCCGAAGUGUAUGA